Molecule: messenger RNA, 1510 nt
Organism: Anas platyrhynchos (mallard)
Lineage: Eukaryota; Metazoa; Chordata; Aves; Anseriformes; Anatidae
Source: RefSeq, a predicted model, not a curated record
GGUGGGGGGUGGCGCAGGGACCCUUCAUCUCUGGAGAAAUAUCCGGAGAGCGAGCGCAAGGAUGCAAAAACGCGUCACUUUUGCCGACGAGGUGCUGCCCAACGUGAGGCGGACCCCCGUCCACUUCUGGGAUGGGAUGAAGGUCCCGUGCCUCACGCCCAGCAUCACCUCCAAGGAGAAAAUAAGCGUCUGGGAUGCGGUGUCAGCCUACAUCCACGAACACCUCCUGCUGCACCAGGGCGUCCGAAUUCCUGCCCUCGGCUCCUUCGACGUUGUCCCCAAAUUGGUGAAGGACGGGAACAAGACCCUGAUUUUGCAGAUGCCCACGUUCCGCCUGGCCAGGAACCUCGUCGUCACCCACAGCCUCACCGCCAACAAGGAGUACCUGCCAGGCCACAAGGAGCUGGAGCCCCUCCACUACCCCGAGGUGGCCGCCCAAAUCUGCCUGUCCUCGCAGAGGGUGGAGAGCUGCAUCCAGGGCACCACGUCCCUCAUCUCUCGCUGCGUGGGGAAGGGGGAGAACAUCGCCCUGGUCCUGAGGGACGUGGGGGUGCUCCUCAUCGAAGGCACGAGGGUGGAAAUGAAAUUCUAUUCCGACUUCCUGCAGAAGGUGUCCGGGAAGGAGAACCUUCAAAAAGCCUUUUUCAAGGUCCCCCAGCUGAUGGACGUGGUGGUGUCCCAGGGGGCACCCUUGGCCUCCCUGACCUUCUCUGGCCGUGUCAUCGUCUUCCCCGAGUUUGAGAUGGAGAGCAUGCCCAAAAAAACGCCCCAGGAGCACUCCAAGGAGAAGAAAGAAGGGGCUUUUCCUCUUCUCGGCCAAGCUGGGGGAAGAAAAGCAGCUGCUGGUUCCCUUCGAAGGGACGGGAAACUGAGUCCUGGCAAAGGUCUCGGGCUUCCUUCCCUUGCCCCCACGGCGUCGACAGAAGAAGCAGCCCUGAAGGGGGAGGCGCAGAAGGCAGGGAAGGCUCCCUUGAGGCUGCCGGCCAUCCCGGGGACUCCUCGCAAGGCCGAAAAAUCGUCACCCAAAGGCAAAACAGGACAGGCAAAGACACCCGGAGCCUCGAGGCAGAGAGCAGGAAGAGGAGCGGGGAUGUUUCCUCCCUGCGUGGGGGAAAACCCGGCAGCCAAAAAGCCCCCCCGGCCCCCGGGACCCACAGAGCUGUCCUUCCCCGUGAUAAGCGUCUCAUCACCGGCCAGCUCGGAGGCCAGCCUCCCCGAGGAGCCCCCCUACAACGUCUACAGGCUGCAGCCCCCGGGAAAAGAGGGGGCAGAAAGGUUAAAAAACAGGCCCGAAACCUUCUGGACGGUGCUAAAAGAACCUCAGAAGAAGGCGUUAUCCGUGAACGGCACCAACAGCACCCGCCCGGUGGCACCCGCGCCCCGAAAACCCGUGUCAGCCCAACCCAAACCGCCAAAAACUGGGCCGGGGCUCUCCGUUUUGUGGCCCCGGCCACCCUAAACUUCGGGCUUUGAGCGCCCGACCCAGCGAGGAGGCCAUCAGAGUUGGCAA